This is a messenger RNA of Hyaloscypha bicolor E, 695 nucleotides long. RefSeq lists its product as uncharacterized. The record is from RefSeq and is a predicted model, not a curated record. Gene Ontology annotation, biological process: intra-Golgi vesicle-mediated transport. Lineage: Eukaryota; Fungi; Ascomycota; Leotiomycetes; Helotiales; Hyaloscyphaceae. Bases 323 to 616 code for a protein of 97 amino acids. The transcript has 2 exons.
GACAAUUUGCCCGACUUCACAACCUGCCUUGAACAAGCGACAGCUCAGGGACGACGACGCUCCAGCACAGCAAUCUGCCUCUCAAAACCUUACCCCGCUCAAUCGCAAGAAGCCUCCACCAACACUCGGGCGCAUCAGCGCACCAUUCGCUGUGUCUGGGAACAAAGAGACUGUGACACCAACUCGAAACAAUUCGCCCGCUGGAUCCGGAAUCUCCUCAACUACUCUUACCAACCUAAAUACACCGCAUACGCCAAUCUCACAUUGAGAGCAUUCACAAAAGGAGGUAGUGAGUGAGUGAGGGAAGAGGGAAGCAGUCAAGAUGUCAGACGCCUACGAGCGCGAACGCCAGAACAACUCGCGUUUGGCUGAGCUAUCUAAUAAAGUCUCGGCGCUGAGGGGCGUGACAGUGGAUAUUUAUGAUAAUGCGAGGGCGCAAGAUGUUAUUGAUAAUACUUCAGAUACAUUCUCCUCGAUGAGCACGAGCUUGAAGGGGUCUGCGGGGCGAUUGGGAAGAAUGGCUGCGAGUGGGAAUAAGGUUGCGAUAUUGAAGCUUUCGGGGAUGAUUGUGGGAGGUGUUUUGAUCCUAUGGUUUAUCUGGGGUUUUAUCUUUUGAUCUGCAUCCUCUUAAAAGAUUACAAUGAGUAGAUGAGAGGACGGCAAUGGAAGGAGUAGAAGGAUCUUGAGAAACGGGG